Molecule: messenger RNA, 2560 nt
Organism: Eucalyptus grandis
Lineage: Eukaryota; Viridiplantae; Streptophyta; Magnoliopsida; Myrtales; Myrtaceae
Product: ankyrin repeat-containing protein NPR4-like
Exons: 6
Coding region: 1-2286 (761 amino acids)
Molecular function (GO): protein binding
Source: RefSeq, a predicted model, not a curated record
AUGGCGAAGACGGCGGCGACAGUGGCGAUGACUGGACUUACGGAGAGGGAGAUAGCAAGGGCGACAGUGAUGGCGACGGCACGAUACCUGCUCGGCGAUGGCGCGGCAAAGGCGAUGAUGCUAGAUCGAUCAAAGGCGGCAACAGCGGGGACGAGCGACGACAACAAGGGCAAGGGCAAACUGAUGGCAACAAUCGCGGCAAACAAUGAUGGCGACGGUGGAUCCUGGACGGUUUUAUUUUCUACUAACGAUCUUAACCCAAGUUUGCCUAGUCCUGUUGUAUCUUUAUUGCAGGAAUUUGAAGAUGUCUUUCCUGAUGAACUUCCUGGAGGGAUACCACUGAUUCGAGGCAUAGAACAUCAAAUUGACUUGAUUCCUGGUGUGCCAUUACCUAAUCGACCAGCAUAUCGAAGCAAUCCUGAGGAGACAAAUGAACUUCAGCGGCAAGUUAGCGAACUAUUGGAAUGGGGGUAUGUGAGAGAGAGUCUUAGCCCGUGCGCCGUCCCUGUUUUGUUAGUGCUAAAGAAGGAUGGAACUUGGCAAAUGUGUGUCGAUUGCCGAGCAAUCAAUAAUAUUAUGGUAAAGUAUCGACAUCCUAUUCCUAGGUUAGAUGACAUGUUGGAUGAGUUGCAUGGUUCUUGCGUUUUCACUAAGAUCGAUUUGAAAAGUGGCUAUCAUCAAAUUAAGAUGAAAGAAGGUGAUGAAUGGAAAACCGCAUUUAAGACCAAGUAUGGAUUAUAUGAGUGGUUAGUAAUGCCAUUUGGAUUAACUAAUGCACCGAGCACGUUUAUGCGACUUAUGAAUCAUGUUUUGCAUGCUUUUAUUGGUCGAUUUGUGGUUGUCUAUUUCGAUGACAUCUUAAUUUAUAGCCAAAGUCCAGAUGACCAUAUUGAGCAUGUGCAAGUAAAUUUCAUCCGAGAUAUUCUGCAACAUCAAUCAAGAUCGUCCCUUCUUUGGCAAGGUAACUACAGAGGAGACAUUCCCUUACAUGCUGCUGCUAAAGUGGGAAACGACCAUGCGGUUCGAGUCUUCAUGGAUUUGGCAAAAUCACUAGAUCAAUCUGAUGCAUGCAAAAAGCUGCUUAGGAGACUGAAUAAUAAUAAGGAUACCUCGUUGCACUAUGCAAUAAGGGGAGGUCACGAGUCGGUGGUUGAGUUGCUGAUUAAAGAAGAUCCUCAACUAUGUGAUAUUACUAAUGCUGUUGGUGAGUACUUGCUUUAUCUUGCAGCACAUCGAAGCCUUCCAAAUAUCAUUGAGCUGAUUUUACAUGCUUCCCCGUUGCCAUUCUCUCAUAAGGGCCCUAAGGGACUGACAGCUCUACAUGCUGCAGUGCACUCCUCACUAACAAUUUCGAAGAAAAUCUUGGAGAAGAGACCAGACGUGAUCAAUGAAGGAGAUGAUAUUGGGUGGACUCCUCUUCAUUAUGUCGCUUACUCUGGAAAAGACGAAGCAGUUCAACUGCUCCUGAAACACGAUACUUCUGCGGCAUAUGGCUUAGACAAAGAGGGAGAUUCAGCUCUUCACAUUGCAGCGUUUCAAGGCCACAUCAAAGUCAUUGACGAGCUCGUUACAGUUUGGGUGGACUGUUCAGCCACAAAUAAGGAACAUUUGACCGCCCAUGACAUUUUUGAUGCUCACAAAGAGGUCGGCUACGCUGCCGCAAAAGCUCAUCACUUGUUGGGAGAAUUUGGUGCAUUCUAUUUUCAACGCGUGGUUGUUGAAAAUGUUAAGAAGUGGCUAGACAAGCCAAAUGAUAUCUCUAUAACCACAGAAAGGAAUAUUGCCUACCAAGAAAAUUACGAUGUAUUUGCCAAGUUUCAAAUACUAGUGUCGGUACUCAUAGCCACAGUUGCCUUCGGCGCGUCCUUGACGAUGCCCGGAGGUUAUAACAACGACAAUGGAAUGGCGAUUCUUGCUGGCAGGGCAGCUUUCCAAGCCUUUGUGAUAUUGAACUCUAUAGCGUUCGGUUUGUCAGUGCUGGCAUUAACCUUACAAUACGCUGCUACUGCCAUGAAAGGUCACCUGAGGGUAGGAUAUGCCAGCACCGCCACAAAUUGCGCUUACACGGCUGAGAUUGCGAUGAUACUAGCCUUUGCUUGUUGUACGUAUGUUGUAUUGCCCAGAACCAUCGGGCUCGGAAUCGUUUCUAUUGUUGGGUUUGGAUUAGGCCUGACUUUGUACCACAUCAGUCUUUUCCUUGACCCCGACGUAAGUUUUCUCGGGUCGUCACGUAGCUCUCACAAAAGAUACAUCCGAAACUUAUUGUUUGAUUAUGGUAUUAUCUAGGAAAGUUGCUAACAAGUUGGGCCGAUUCUAUAGUCCCGUGACCUUCUGCACGGGAAUUUGUCAGCAGUCAAAGUAAACCAACUGUGGCCGUGCUCAAGAUUGACAGGAGCGCUGCAAAGGCCAACAAGUUGAGACUUCUCCUGUACGUGAAGGAUGUCCAAGUCGACUCCAUCACAGUUAACCAAAAAAUAAUCCAAGAGGGUUAGCAGUUGCUGAGCAGUUGCUGUAGGUAUUCUUUGGUGAUAAUCUUUUGGUUGCAAUGAAGUGUCGGAUU